AAUGAUUCUGUCAAGCUCUCAUGGUUUCUACCAUGGUUUUAAUUGAUUCCCUAUCAGUUCUCUUAUCCGAUUUGGUGUUGUAGACUGCUAGCGCUCCAGAACCUGCAAAGCUUCGCUUUUUCUGAAACUUUAUGAGCUUUGAGAAGUAAUCAUGGCUGGCAGUAGAGUUGAGGUGAUCAACAGCAAGGGUUGUUCGAGACUAUCUGUUGGGAUUUCCUCUUCGCUGUCUUCUUUGCGAGGGAUGCAAUCCUUCGAGCCAACGUACCCAGCUUCCUCUGCUAUGUCUCAGCCUGCCGUUCGAGCCAGUGGUCCAUUUGCCGGUCUGGUUAUUUGUGUCACUGGACUAUCCAAAGAAGCGAGGAAGCAGGUCAUGGAUGCCACAGAUAAAUUAGGUGGUCAAUACAGUCCCAGCUUGCAUUCACGAUGUACUCAUCUGGUGGCCCAGAGCUUCAGUGGACGUAAGUUUGAGCAUGCUUUAAAGCACGGAUUGAGAAAUGGUCUAUUUGUUGUCACCUUGGGAUGGUUCGUGGAUAGUGUUAAGAGGAAUGUGAGGUUGAGUGAAUCACUUUACAGUGUCAAAACUGUUGGAGAAAGAGGCCUACAAACGGAGGAGUUGAAUCGGCUUCUGGGGUUCACCGCCACUGAGAAUACUUGUCUGCCCGUUGGUCUGCGUGGAGAUACUAAACAAUAUAGCGACACUCUGCAACCACAUACACACGUAACUGAAAAAGAGAAUAGAAAGACUGGGGGGGCAGCAGUUCUUUCCAGACACUCCAUAUUUGUUGAUUCAGAUAUUUCCACGGAACUACGUAGUAAGGUUGUGGAGACAGCUAUUCAAGAAGGUGCUACAAUUGUGGAUCACUGGCUUGUUGGUUGCGGUGCAAGUCAUGUAGUGUGUGAAGGACCUUCUGUUCAGAGAUAUCUUGGCCACACUGAUAAUGUUGUUACACCAUUUUGGAUUCUCAAAACAACAAAGGAGAAAAAUAAGCAAAGGCUUGUGCAUUUGUCGGCUGAUUUAGCUAGGCAGGUUGGCAUGAUCCUGGAAAAUUUUCAGAAUGUAAUUGCUGUGAAGGAAGCAAAUGGGGUUGAUGCCUGUCAAGAUUCAUUAAAUUUUCAAUUAGCACAAAGAAAAUUUAUAAAAAUCCCUGAAGAAAGACAGAAGACUGUUGACUUGGCAAAAAUUGGAGUCAGAAAUCGUCGUGGUUACUGUAUGCAGACAUUUCAAGCUCCGAUACGCUCAAUUGCCCCAAUCAGCCUUCUGGAUUCAAUAUGCUGGUCGAUAUCUGAGCCAACUUCAACUGCUUGUAUUCAUACAGAUUCUUCUGGUUUUGAGGAUGUAAGCGACCAUCACACUUCUAUAUUCUUUGAUGCAAGAGGGGAUGGAGGGGACCCAGAAACCUCAUUUGAGAACUUCUCUCGUCCACUCAGAGAAAGUGAAAAGGCGGAGUUGAUAUUCAAAAAUCACUUUCUUACGAUUCUGUUUCCAAUUGACCGAUUCGGUGAGAUGGGGCCCUCUUCAAGAACAUACUUCAGCGAUUCUGGUUUUACAUGUUUGCAGGUGUUGGAUUAUAUCUAUGCAUUUUAUCAGGAAAACAUGUCAUCAGAUGAUGUAGAUGCUGCAAUUCAUACUGACUCUAGGUAUGCUGAACGGCUUCGAUCGGUCUAUGCCAGCAAAGAGACAGCAGAGCUUGGUUUUGUGCGAUUCAAGCGGAUUAAUUUUCUGGGGAGUCGAAAAAGCUUUGAAAUGUUAAAGCGUGUUAGUGUGGAUAACAAUAGCAAUGUGUAUGAGCUGUUGAUCAGAGCAUGAUAAAUUCCCAAAGGUUGACUCUCUCUCCCAUUUCUAGAGACAGAAGACCUGUUAGAAGCCCCAGCUCUAGACCAUUGGAUAGAACUUCUAGUGUUCAUUGUAUUUUUAUGGAAAGUGGGAUGCAGUUUAUACCUGAAAUUUGUAG
Molecule: messenger RNA, 1952 nt
Organism: Telopea speciosissima
Lineage: Eukaryota; Viridiplantae; Streptophyta; Magnoliopsida; Proteales; Proteaceae
Exons: 11
Coding region: 152-1807 (551 amino acids)
Source: RefSeq, a predicted model, not a curated record